Sorex araneus (European shrew) is the source of this 3165-nucleotide messenger RNA. RefSeq names its product sorbin and SH3 domain containing 3 (gene SORBS3). The coding region runs from base 301 to 2460 and encodes 719 amino acids. Lineage: Eukaryota; Metazoa; Chordata; Mammalia; Eulipotyphla; Soricidae. The record is from RefSeq and is a predicted model, not a curated record. Gene Ontology annotation, molecular function: protein binding. The transcript is spliced from 21 exons.
CCCCGCCCCCAGCGCGGCCCGUAGUCAGGCUCCGAGGGGGGACGGACUCCACGGCGUCCGCGCGCCCCUCGGCCCCCGCGGUCUCCCGCUUCCUUCUCGCGCCCCAUCCUGCGCGUGUCCGGGCCGGGUCACGAGGAUAGACGCCCUGUCACUGCUUCUGGUGCCUCCCCGCGCCCAGACGCCGCCGCGCCAGGCACGAGCGCGCGGAGAUGCCCCGGCGCUCCAGCGCGCCCGCAGGCCGUGCCACCUGCUCGCCGGGGAAGGGGAGACGAGGAGGAGCCCCCGAGCCUUGACCCCAGCAUGCAGGCUUCCCCGUGCACCCUCCCCGGUGGCCUCAGUCUGGACGAUUUCAUUCCCCGCCACCUCCGGAACCGCACAGCGUCCUCCUCCGGGGGGACAAGGGUGCCCGUGAUCCGGAAUGGGGGCUCCAACACCCUUAAUUUCCAGUUCCACGACCCUGCGCCCAGGACCGUGUGCAAUGGGCAUUACCCCCCGAGGAGAGAAGCUCCCCGACACUCAGACUCUGCCUGGUACCAGACCUGGCCAGGCCCUGGGAGCCGGGCCCCGGGGAGUCAGAAGACCCCCAACCCCCAGCAUGCCCAGAACUGGUCAGCCACAUGGACCAAGGACAGCAAACGUCAGGACAAGCGCUGGGUCAAGUACGAGGGAAUCGGGCCGGUGGACGAGAGCGGCAUGCCCAUUGCCCCCCGAUCUAGCGUCGACAGCCCUAGGGACUGGUACCGGAGAAUGUUCCAGCAGAUUCAUCGGAAAAUGCCAGACCUGCAGCUGGAUUGGACUUUUGAGGAGGGACCCAAAGGUGAGGGGGUGCAGGCGGCCCGCCCCAGCUCUAUACCUGCCUCCCCUCCUCCUCCUCCUCCCCACGGCCAUGCCAGGCUUUGGGGCUACCCAGCUGCCUCCUGCAGUGUGGCCUCCGCGGACCUCAGGCAUCACGGACUCCAGCAGAAACCCGCCUGCAGGCCAGGCCCGGUCCCCCUGAGCGGAAAAAGCUGGGACUCCUCUGAAGAUUUUCCACAAAGCACCUUCAACUCUAAGUCUGGAGUGUCCCCGUCUCUGCUCCAGCCCCCGGCCCAGGCGCCCAGAGGCCGAGACAAGGCGGACAGCAUCUGGACAGAAGAUUCCUGGAACCAGUUUCUGCAAGAGCUAGAAACAGGGCAGAAGCCCAAGAAACCUCUGGUGGACGAUGCUGUUGAGAAGCCCCCCCAGCCCAUCGAGGUCCUGCUGGAGCGGGAGCUCGCCAAGCUGAGCGCCGAGCUGGACAAGGACCUGCGGGCCAUUGAGACCCGGCUGCCGUCCCCCAGGGUUCAAAGCGCGCGGGCGCCCCGACGGCCCCGGGAGCAGCGGGAGCAGCGGGAGCCGCGGCCCGCGGCCCGCCCGGCCUCAGCCUGGAGCUCCAGCGCCCCGAAUGCACUUUACCAGGGCUCCUCCCGGCCCCUGAGCCCCCACAGAAUGGCGGAAACGGGGAGCCCCUUCCUGGGCCGGAGAGACUUUGUCUACCCCUCCUCAGCCCGAGACCCGGGGGCCACCGACCGAGGGCGCAGCCCUGCCAGGAAGGAGGAGAAGAGGCGGGCCGCCAGGCUCAAGUUUGACUUCCAGGCACUGUCCCCCAAGGAGCUGACUUUAAAGAAGGGUGACAUUGUCUACAUCCACAAGGAGGUGGAUAGGAACUGGCUGGAGGGGGAACAUCAUGGCCGGCUGGGCAUCUUCCCUGCCAACUAUGUGGAGAUGCUGCCGGCUGGCGAGGUCCCCAAGCCCAUCAAGCCCCCCACCUACCAGUUGCUGGAGUAUGGAGAGGCCGUGGCCCAGUACAACUUCAAGGGGGACCUAGACGUGGAGCUGUCCUUCCGCAAGGGUGAGCGCAUCUGCCUGACGCGGAAGGUGAACGAGAACUGGUACGAGGGCCGCAUCUCGGGCACCAGCCGCCAGGGCAUCUUCCCCGCCAGCUACGUGCAGGUGAACCGCGAGCCGCGGCUCCGGCUGUGUGACGACGGCCCCCAGCUGCCCGUGUCCCCCGUCCCUGCCUCCGCCCGCGGGGCCCGGCACCCUGGCUCCCCCGUAACGCCGCACACUCCAGUCGACCCCACGGACUGGGGGGGCCGGACCUCCCCCCGCCGCACCGGCUUCUCCUUCCCUCCACACGACCUUCGGUCCCAGACCCAGGUGCCCCAGAGUCUCAGCACCCCGGCCUCCGCCGUGACCCAGCCUGGAGGCUCCACCCGGCCCCUGGACCUGGGAACAUCCCCGCCCAGCACCACGCAGAUACACUGGACCCCGUACCGGGCCAUGUACCAGUACAGGCCCCAGAACGAGGACGAGCUGGAGCUGCGCGAGGGCGACCGGGUUGACGUCAUGCAGCAGUGUGACGACGGCUGGUUCGUGGGGGUCUCCCGGAGGACCCAGAAGUUUGGGACAUUCCCUGGAAACUACGUGGCCCCCGUCUGAGCCGUCUCUGUGGCAGCCCAGAGCCCAGCCAGGAUGGGGUGGGGGAGGAGCAGCACUUCUGGGAGGGCGAGAGCCCCCCUCCGGCCCCUCCCUCCCCAGGACCGAGCUGCUGGCAUCUACAAACAACCCCAGCAACGUUGCCCCGAGCCCCGGGACUGAUUCUCACCCACAGCUCACAAGCAUUCCUCUGACAGUCCUUUUAUUUCCUCCCCUACCCGGCGCCCCAAAUACAGAGGUCUGCUUUGAAGUGGAGACAGUUUCCAGGCCUUAUUGAGACCAGACCCCUGCGUCCCCAGCCCACCCUGCUCUGGCGUUUCCUCUAACAGGGACCGGCUCCCAGCUUCACCCCCAUGGGGUUCCUCUAACAAGAACCAGCUUCCUAACCUCACAGACCAAAGGCCGCCUGUGCUGCGGGGUCCCCCCUUUCUCGCCAGCUCACCUCUGCCUCCUUGCCUGCCCGUUGCGACUGGCCUGGGGGUGCAGUGGGGGCUGGAGGUGCACUUGGUGCCUUCUUAGCCUGGAGGCAGAGCCCUGCUUCCCCGAGGCUGCCCACCUGGGCCAGGGCCCAGGGAGUGCCCAGGGAAGGGGCGCCGGGAGGACUGGCCUCUCCAGAGGUUUGCAGGUGCCACCCGCCCACCGCCCCAGCUCUCCGCAGGCGCCGAAGCAACUCUGGAGGGGAUUGUGAAAUAAAUUUGGACAGCAGGA